AUGGGGCCAGGUGGUUUUAACAAAAGUAUAUGGUGCAACAGGUCGGAGAGCGGGUGGGGGCGAGGUGAGGGAGAUGUGUCGGGGACGUACGCGGCGCGGAAGGCGCUGGCGUUGGUGAGCUUGGCGCCGGCGUUGUGCAGCAGGUCGGAGAGCGGGUGGGGGCGAGGUGAGGGGCGACGUGUCGGGGACGUACGCGGCGCGGAAGGCGCUGGCGUUGGUGAGCUUGGCGCCGGCGUUGUGCAGCAGGUCGGAGGCGGGUGGGGACGAGGUCGGAGAGCGGGUGGGGGCGAGGUGAGGGGCGACGUGUCGGGGACGUACGCGGCGCGGAAGGCGCUGGCGUUGGUGAGCUUGGCGCCGGCGUUGUGCAGCAGGUCGGAGAGCGGGUGGGGGCGAGGUCGGAGAGCGGGUGGGGGCGAGGUGAGGGGCGACGUGUCGGGGACGUACGCGGCGCGGAAGGCGCUGGCGUUGGUGAGCUUGGCGCCGGCGUUGUGCAGCAGGUCGGAGGCGGGUGGGGGCGAGGUGAGGGGCGACGUGUCGGGGACGUACGCGGCGCGGAAGGCGCUGGCGUUGGUGAGCUUGGCGCCGGCGUUGUGCAGCAGGUCGGAGAGCGGGUGGGGGCGAGGUCGGAGAGCGGGUGGGGGCGAGGUGAGGGGCGACGUGUCGGGGACGUACGCGGCGCGGAAGGCGCUGGCGUUGGUGAGCUUGGCGCCGGCGUUGUGCAGCAGGUCGGAGAGCGGGUGGGGGCGAGGUCGUAGAGCGGGGGGGGGGGGCGAGGUGAGGGGCGACGUGUCGGGGACGUACGCGGCGCGGAAGGCGCUGGCGUUGGUGAGCUUGGCGCCGGCGUUGUGCAGCAGGUCGGAGGCGGGUGGGGGCGAGGUGAGGGGCGACGUGUCGGGGACGUACGCGGCGCGGAAGGCGCUGGCGUUGGUGAGCUUGGCGCCGGCGUUGUGCAGCAGGUCGGAGAGCGGGUGGGGGCGAGGUGAGGGGCGACGUGUCGGGGACGUACGCGGCGCGGAAGGCGCUGGCGUUGGUGAGCUUGGCGCCGGCGUUGUGCAGCAGGUCGGAGAGCGGGUGGGGGCGAGG
Molecule: messenger RNA, 1083 nt
Organism: Iphiclides podalirius (scarce swallowtail)
Lineage: Eukaryota; Metazoa; Arthropoda; Insecta; Lepidoptera; Papilionidae
Source: the annotation of a GenBank genome assembly